Molecule: messenger RNA, 2805 nt
Organism: Amorphotheca resinae ATCC 22711
Lineage: Eukaryota; Fungi; Ascomycota; Leotiomycetes; Helotiales; Amorphothecaceae
Exons: 10
Coding region: 27-2444 (805 amino acids)
Biological process (GO): transcription by RNA polymerase II; positive regulation of mitotic recombination; nucleotide-excision repair
Cellular component (GO): nucleus
Molecular function (GO): damaged DNA binding; hydrolase activity, acting on acid anhydrides, in phosphorus-containing anhydrides; DNA helicase activity
Source: RefSeq, a predicted model, not a curated record
CGAGAAAUUGCUAGGAAGCUGACAAGAUGAAGUUUAACAUCGGGGAUUUGCCAGUCUUGUUUCCCUAUCCAAGAAUCUAUCCAGAGCAAUAUGCCUACAUGUGCGAUCUCAAGAAAACCCUUGACGCCGGAGGUCACUGUGUGCUGGAAAUGCCUUCCGGGACAGGAAAGACUGUGUCUCUCCUGUCCCUUAUUGUAGCAUACCAACAAUAUUACCCAGAACACAGGAAACUUAUCUACUGCUCACGUACCAUGUCCGAGAUCGAGAAAGCAUUGGCAGAAUUGAAAGCUCUUAUGAAAUAUCGAGAAGAGCAAUUGGGCUACAAGGAAGAUUUCCGCGGACUGGGGUUGACGAGCCGGAAGAAUCUUUGCCUUCACCCCUCGGUCAAACGAGAGAAGAGUGGUGCGGUGGUCGAUGCGAGAUGUCGAAGUUUGACUGCAGGGUUUGUGAAGGAGAAGAAAGCAAGAGGAGAAGACGUGCCUGUGUGCAUUUACCACGAUAAUCUCGAUCUUUUGGAACCGCAUAACCUCAUCCCAAACGGAGUCUGGACACUUGAUGGGAUCAUGAGAUACGGAGAGGAGCAUAAGCAGUGUCCGUAUUUUACUUCAAGACGGAUGAUGUCCUUCUGCAACGUCAUUAUUUACUCCUAUCAUUACCUUCUUGACCCAAAGAUUGCCGAGAGAGUUUCGAAGGAGCUUUCUAAAGACUGCAUCGUUGUCUUUGACGAGGCGCACAAUAUCGACAAUGUCUGUAUCGAAGCCUUAAGUACCGAUAUCACGGAGGACUCGCUGCGGAAGGCUACUCGAGGAGCUCAGAACCUGGAGAGGAAGAUUGCGGAGAUGAAGGAUAGCGAUGCCGAUAAACUGAAAACCGAGUAUGCAAAGCUCGUGGAGGGCUUGAGGGAUGCAGAUGAAGCUCGGGAGGAGGAUGCCUUCAUGUCAAAUCCUGCUCUUCCGGAUGAUCUUCUGAAAGAAGCUGUUCCCGGCAAUAUUCGAAGAGCAGAGCACUUCGUUGCCUUCCUCAAGAGAUUUGUCGAGUAUCUCAAGACACGAAUGAAAGUCCGCCAAGUUAUCUCGGAGACACCCCCUUCAUUUCUGGCCCAUCUCAAGGAGUACACGUUUAUCGAGAAGAAGCCCUUGCGAUUCUGCGCAGAGAGACUCACAUCUCUCGUUCGAACGCUUGAAUUAACCAAUAUCGAAGAUUACCAGCCUCUCCAAGAAGUAGCAACAUUCGCAACCCUCGUCGCAACAUAUGAGAAGGGUUUUCUCCUAAUCUUGGAGCCAUAUGAAUCAGAUACGGCAGAGGUGCCCAACCCCGUGCUCCAUUUUACUUGCCUCGACGCAGCAAUAGCAAUCAAGCCGGUAUUCGAUCGCUUUUCCUCCGUAAUUAUUACAUCGGGAACAAUUUCGCCCUUGGAGAUGUACCCAAAAAUGCUAGGGUUCACAACUGUGGUGCAAGAGUCUUAUAGUAUGACCCUUGCUCGUCGCUCGUUUUUGCCUAUGAUCGUUACACGUGGGUCUGAUCAAGUUGCCAUAUCUUCUGGCUUCCAAGUCCGUAACGAGCCUUCUGUUGUUCGAAAUUAUGGCAAUUUGCUUACGGAAUUCUCAAAAUUAACCCCCGAUGGCAUGGUUGUUUUCUUCCCGUCUUACCUGUAUAUGGAAUCCAUCAUUAGCAUGUGGCAGGGGAUGGGAAUCUUAGACGAAGUCUGGAAGUAUAAGCUCAUCCUCGUCGAGACGCCCGACGCACAAGAGACCUCCGUAGCACUCGAGACAUAUCGCACAGCAUGCUGCAAUGGCCGUGGGGCGAUUCUUCUUUGCGUCGCAAGAGGAAAGGUUAGCGAAGGAAUUGACUUUGACCAUCAAUAUGGGCGCACUGUGCUCUGCAUUGGAGUUCCUUUCCAAUAUACCGAGUCUCGUAUCCUGAAAGCACGUCUUGAGUUUCUACGGGAGACCUAUCGCAUCAGAGAAAAUGAUUUCCUAUCUUUCGACGCCAUGAGGCACGCAGCGCAAUGCCUGGGUCGCGUUCUCAGAGGCAAAGAUGAUUAUGGGAUCAUGGUUCUAGCCGAUAGGAGGUUUUUGAAAAAGAGAAAUCAGCUUCCGAAAUGGAUCAAUCAGGCGCUGUUGGAUAGCGAAGUCAACUUGAGCACUGAUAUGGCUGUGGGAAGCGCGAAGAAGUUCUUGAAAGGUAUGGCGCAGCCUUUCAAGCCGAGAGAUCAGGAAGGGAUUAGUACUUGGAGUAUUAGAGACCUAGAGAACUUCAAGGAGAAACAGGAAGAGGAGAGUAUCAGGCAGCUGAGGGAGGCGCAGACGGCUGGUGCUGGUGUUGUGGAUCAGCAUAUGGAAGGAGUCAGAAACGGCAACGAAGAGACUGUUACAAGGGGAGAUGAAUAUGGAUUUGACGAUGAUGAAUUGGAAGCCUCAAUGAUGGAAUUGGAUGGACAUUGAGAUCCAGAAUCCGGAACUUCUUAUGGGAAGCUAAUCAAGGUCAAUCUCUGAUGAAAAAUAGAUUCCCAAGAUAAAAAGGUUAGUAAGACACGAGAUAAUUAGCUAAGGAGCUUGCUCAAUCGAAUCGCCCAUUAGAUAUCCACUAUAAAAUGACCGCAGUAUGUGGUGCUUGAUUGGGAUAAUAUAAACAGGGAGGCAUUUCGAUUAGGAUUACAUGCCCCAGGAAUACCAAUUACUUACUUCAUGCUCUUUGCCAAAGCCCAGAAGUUCUCCAUCUUCGCUCUCUGCAAAGCAUCUCGAGCUGCGCUAUCAGUUUCACAGACCUUACUUCCCCAUUUCCUAAAUGCCCUAGCUUUCUCUU